AGUUGUUGGCAGUGCGCAUGCGCUCCCGGGGAUUAAUGUCAAGGCACAAAAGUGGCGCUUCACCGCUCGGUCUCCUCCGGUGGUUGCCAUAGUGAUGGAUGGGGAGCUGGACCCGAGUGCUGCCAAAGAGGAUGCCUCCUCCCCCGCCCCCGACACCAAAGAGGAGUCUCCCAUGGAGGAGAAUGAUGAUGAUGAUGUGGUUCUGGUGGAGGAAGAGACCCAGGACAGGCCCAGCCCAGAGCCUCCUAUGGACCCUCCAUGUGAGGCCCCCAGCCCCCCUGUGUCUGCCUUGGGCUCUGCUGCUGCAGAGCCCAUAGUCAUCGACGACGAAGAAGAGUCGCAGCACAAAUCCCCUUCAACUAGAAAAACGCCCCCGUGUGGUGCCUCACCUGCUGCCCUCACUGAGCCGGACUCAGAGAUAAGGAUAGCCAGUGUGACCACUCUGGGCUCUGGGGGUAUGAAAGGAGGGAGCAGCCCAUCUCACGCAGAGAGCCAGACGGAGGAACAGGACAUGGCCCUCAGGAUCACCUCUGUGACGUCUCUACAGGAUGGAGCCUCUGACAAAGCCGUGGAGGUGGACCACAGAGAGGAGAAUGGCCUACACAUUAGUAAUGCCUUCAGCGUGGACUUGGAUCCUCCUGGUGGAGAGUUGGGCCCCCAGGAAGAACUGGUGCACAAUGGAGACUCAGGACCUAACUCAACAGACCUGUGGCUGUCCCAGUCUGCCUCAGUCCAGCAAAGUGAGAAACAGUCUGGAGUGGAGCCUACAGCCAAGCCUCAGAGCCAGCCCACCUGCAGCCCCACAGCACCUGCCCGCACGGUCAAGGUGACAUGUGCCAACUGUAAGAAGCCUCUAAAGAAAGGACAAACAGCCUACCAGCGCAAAGGCUCCACUCACCUGUUCUGCUCCACCACCUGCCUCUCAGCCUUCUCUCAUAAGCCAGCACCUAAGAAGAGCUGCACCAUGUGUAAAAAGGACAUCACCAACAUGAAGGGAACCAUUGUGGCCCAGGUGGACUCCAGUGAGUCCUUUCAGGAGUUUUGCAGUACAGGAUGUCUCGGUGCCUACGAGAACAAGCAAAACCCGCCCAAAUCCGGAGUUAAGACCAAGUGCACAGUCUGUGGCAAACUCACUGAGAUCCGUCAUGAGGUCAGCUUUAAGACAGUGACCCACAGAAUCUGUAGUGACACUUGCUUUAACGUGUAUCGCCGUGCCAACGGCCUCAUCAUGAACUGCUGUGAGCAGUGCGGAGACUACCUGCCUAGCCGGACCUCUGCCAACCACUUCCUCCUGGUGGAUGGGCAACAGAAACGCUUCUGCUGCCACAACUGUAUCCGAGACUUCAAACAGGCUCAUAAUAAACUGGCAAGCUGCGUCACAUGUAAAACCCUCAUAAAGACUGGAGAGGUCCUGCACAGUAUUGUAGCCAAUGGAACAAUGGGCUCCUACUGCUCCAUCACCUGCAUGAACAAGGGCAAGACCGCCCCAGCCUCCUUCCAAAACUGUGAUGCCAGAGAGCCUGUGUGUCACUUCUGUAAAAGGAACGCCUUACCGCAGUACCAGGCCACGCUGCCCGAGGGGAACGUCCUCAGCUUCUGUAGCUCCCAGUGUGUCACAAAGUUUCAGAAUACUACUCUCCAAAGUAGCACUAAUGGACAAACGGCGCCAUCUGUAGACAGCGCUGUGCAGCUCAAGUGUAACUACUGUCGGGGAUCCUUCAGCCUGAAGCCGGAAGUGCUGGAGUGGGAGGACAAAGUGUACCAGUUCUGCAGUAAAACAUGCUGUGAUGACUACAAGAAGCUGCACUGCAUUGUGACCUUUUGUGAGUUCUGUCAAGAGGAGAGGACUCUACAUGAAACAGUCAAGUUCUCUGGAGUCAAGAGGCCUUUCUGUAGUGAAGGCUGUAAACUGCUCUAUAAACAGGACUUCAUCAAACGCCUGGGGCUGAAGUGUGUCAGCUGUAACCACUGUAGCCAGAUGUGUAAGAGAGGAGUGACACAGACACUAGGCGGCAUGACGCGGGAUUUCUGUAGUGACACAUGUGCGCAGAAGUUCCAAGAGUGGUACAAAAAGGCUGCCCGCUGUGACUGCUGUAAGGUGCAAGGAGCACUCACAGAGACUGUCAUGUGGCGCUCAGAGGUGAAGCAGUUCUGUGACCAGCAGUGUUUGCUCCGGUUCUACCUCCAGCAGAAUGAGCCCAUCAUGGAGACACAGAAAGGCCCAGAGAACUCCAGCACAGGGUUAGAUGUGCACAGUGCCAAACUUGGGCUGGUGAGCACGGGCAGUGUGGGCUUUGGAGGACUGCUUCGAGAUGUGAAGAACAAGGCAGUGCUGUGCAAACCUCUAACUCUGACCAAGGCCACGUACUGUAAGCCCCACAUGCAAAGCAAGCCCCUGCAGACAGAUGUGGAUGACGGCUUGAAGAGGGAGUACGUGCCCGUGCCCAUCCCGGUGCCUGUGUUUGUCCCGAUGCCCAUGAACAUGUACUCCCAGCUUACACCAGCGCCUCUCUCUCUGCCUCUACCGGUUCCUGUGCCUGUGUUUCUGCCCACCAGCCUCCAGGGGGCAGAGCAGAUCAUCCAGAUUCUCCGUGACCCUCAGACAGCCUCAGAGGAAAGCAAGCCAGAUGUGAAACAGGAACAAGAGGAGUGUGACACUGAGCAGUGUGAGGCUGACCUGGACUUGGAGUCAGACCUCUGCCCUGAUGCGUGUCCAGGUGUGGGCUCAUCUGACCUCCAGGAGAGCACUGAUUCCUCCACUCUAGCUGUGGAGGAGCACCAGGUCGGCCCCUCUCUGCUGCCACAGCCCACCAAACUGGGGAGUAAGAAACGGGUGGUGGAGGGGUGUGCUCCACGCUCCAGGCUGCCUCUGAAGAGCCGCUACGGCCUCAGUGCCUGGAGACGUUGGGCUCAGGCUACUUCCAACCAAUCAGCAGACACCAAAGACUCUAAAGCAGAGUGCUGCAGCAGAUCCAACCUCUUGGAGCUGUCAUCUGAGCAGAUGAACGUGGCACUCUGCUCCUUUGUGAAGGAGGUGUGCCGGCCCAACGGGGAGCGCUACAGCCCAGACAGCAUCCUGUACCUCUGCCUGGGCCUUCAGCAGCACCUUCACUCCAAAGGCCGAGCAGACGACCUGUUUGGAGACCCGUGCUACCAGCCGUUUGUAGAGGAGCUGAGCCAGGUCCUGAGGAGGUGGCAGCCCCAUGUUCUUCCCGAUGGGUCCACGUGGGGUUGUGUGGAUGAGCAGGCACUGUGGAGCAGCCGGCUCCUGGGGGCCCAUUCCCCGGCCUCGCUGCUCCGCUCUCUGCUUUACCUCAACACUAAGUAUUUGGGAGCCUGCAGUGUGGAGCAGCACCUGAAGCUAUCGUUCAGUCGGAUCUACGCAGAGACCCAAGUCCAGUCCAAGUCUGAGUCCCAGUCCAGCCCCAGUCCCUAUGUGCCUUCAGCCUCUCAGGACCCACACGGGCAAAGCCAGUCCAAGAAAAGGAAGCUGGAGGAGGAGGGCUCAGAGCUGCUGGGCCGUGUGACAGAGCACGAGUGGGGCAUCUAUCAGAUCUACAGGGACAAAUGCCCAGUGUCGGUGAGGGACAGUCUGGAUGUCCUGUACCUGCUGCCCGACCCACAGGCCACUCCGGAGGGACUGUGGUUUAGCAUGAGCCCCCUCCAGGUCCCAGCCCUGGACAACCUCCUGACCACUGUUCUGGUGGUCCAGGAGCUCCAUAUGGAGUCAUCUCAGAGGAAGGACAGGGCGCUACAGGAAGACCGGUCACAGCCCACCGAUGGAGAGUAGCCCCUGUCUGUGCUAAAGUCUUCUUCCCACGUCCUCCUUUGGACAACUAGAUCUCUGAAGAACAGAGCAGACUGCUGAACUCAACACUCCUCUGAACACUGACACAUGCACAGACUGAGGACAUGGGCCCUCAGCAUGGCGCUCAUCACAGCUCUUCUCUGUAGGCCUUCACUGCGGCCAUACAGCACGUUUGGACAUUGUCUGAUAUUUGCUGUGGACAGACCAAAUCCUGAUUCAAAGUGAACUUCUUUGGUCCAGUGCUGUGGUAAAUGUUGUUUGAAAUGUUGGACUUGGAUUCUACUGUACAAUUACAAGGGUCAAGGAACCAUGUGAAGAGUGGCUGUGGACGCAGGCUGGUGAAGGCCGCUCUGCUGCUACUUUCACACUGCACCUUGAGCUGAUGGUCUGCUGUCUCAAACCAGACUCACCAGCGUCUGUCCUCUUCAGAAGCUUGCAUCAGUCUCUCCCACACUUUUAAGUUUGGUUAUUUUAAAAUGUCGUGAACAUGGCUAUUUCUGUUAGAUAUAAGGAAUGGAAACGCAAGGUUCAAAAACUAUUUCCCAUUUGUGUGGGGCUGAGGUGUGUCACUUAUGAUCAGCUCAGAUUUCUUCAACACUUUUUCUUAUUCCAAAAGUUUGGGCUAUAACACAGCUUCACAUGAGACUGAGAAUUGCUUUGGUUCGGUCAUGUAGCACCAUGCCUCUGGUUUAUUCUAAUAGUUAGUCAGGCCUAUGAUAAAAGCCACUCCAUAUAAGUCACUUGCCCUAUGCCCACGGUCAAUGGAGUUUCAGAGAGAGUUUAAUCUUAAUUAUGUACACUACAGUUAAUGUGGAAAUGGCCUCACAGCUGGAGGUGUCUGGGGUGAGGGAGGUCCGUGCAGCUCUGCCUUUUUUAUUUUUAUUUUUAUUGUGUUGGAGCCAGCCUGGGUACAGCUUCCACACAACUGUUCACCUUUCAUACUUUAACAUUUAUGAGUUAAGAAUUUGUCUUUUUUUUUUGUUGGUUUGUUUUAAUAAAUCUCUAAAUCUGUA
Messenger RNA from Boleophthalmus pectinirostris (great blue-spotted mudskipper), 4821 nucleotides. It is a transcript of the gene zmym2, whose product is annotated as zinc finger, MYM-type 2. Gene Ontology annotation, molecular function: zinc ion binding. The transcript has 27 exons. Bases 95 to 3790 code for a protein of 1231 amino acids. NCBI's taxonomy places the organism in Eukaryota, Metazoa, Chordata, Actinopteri, Gobiiformes, Gobiidae. The record is from RefSeq and is a predicted model, not a curated record.